Molecule: messenger RNA, 1948 nt
Organism: Drosophila willistoni
Lineage: Eukaryota; Metazoa; Arthropoda; Insecta; Diptera; Drosophilidae
Product: putative odorant receptor 59c
Exons: 2
Coding region: 497-1711 (404 amino acids)
Biological process (GO): sensory perception of smell; detection of chemical stimulus involved in sensory perception of smell
Cellular component (GO): plasma membrane
Molecular function (GO): olfactory receptor activity; odorant binding
Source: RefSeq, a predicted model, not a curated record
AGGAAAAAUCGAACUUUGUUCAGUUUGAUAGGUAAAAUAUCGAUUAUGGAGAAGAAAAUAUCAGUUUAUAGGUAAAAUAUCGAUUAUAAAGAAGAAAAUUUCCCCCUUUAUACGAUGAUAAUGGUGAACAGAAAUAUGCACACUUUUUGGGGACGGAAAAGCUUCCUUCUGACCCUUUACAUACAUUUUGGCGGCAUUAAUUUACCAUUCCACCAUGCAUGGUAUAACAGUCAAACUAGCCAACUACAUAUUGUCUGCCAAAUAUUUCUCUUUUUUUCUUUCAGUGACUGUUAACCUUCGCAGAAAUCGAGUCCGACUAAUGUCUUUAUAAGUGCAGCACUUUAAUGACGCACUGGGAUUGGAAUUGUAUGAAUAAACCAAUAAUGGAUGGACAUUAAAAAGAUAUCAAGGAUUCGAUUCGUUUGUCGAUAUAUAAAGGAUUUCGAUUGGGGAGGUUUUCAUUUCUCAAGUAACGUUGUAUUACAGCAGGAACAGGAUGAAGUGGCCCCUCUUUAAACGCCUCAAACCGGCUCCAUUGUCUGAAGAGGUGAAGUCAAAAGAUGCAUGCGUCUACUUCUAUCGCUCCAUGACCAUAAUAGGCUGGCUGCCACCUGAAAAGGGUCUACAUCGAUGGCUCUAUUUGCUUUGGACUGCCAAUACUAUACUUUGGGGCAUUUUCUAUUUGCCCUGCGGACUAUUUGCGACCUAUUUCGUUCACUUUGACAAAUUCACGCCGAACGAGUUCCUCACCUCCCUGCAGGUUGAUCUAAAUGCAUUUGGAAAUUCGGUAAAGGCUUGUGUCACGUUUUCCCAGAUUUGGCGAUUGAAGAAGAUGAAUGAGUUGAUUGCCCAGUUGGACGAGCACUGCGUGACACCGACACAGCGGGAAAAGCUGCAUAAGACCGUGGCCUGGGGCAAUCGCACCGUGUUAUUCUAUGCCACAAUGUACAUUGCCUUCACCACCUCGACUCUGUUGUCGUCUGUUUUUGCUGGAUCACCGCCCUGGCAGCUGUUCAAUCCCCUUGUCGACUGGAGGCAGGGGGUUGGCAAUCUGUGGCUGGCAUCUCUCAUGGAAUACUUUGUCAUGUGCAUUGUCGUGAUUCAGGAGCAACAGUCGGACACCUUUCCCAUAGUGUUUACCUUUCUAUUUCGUGGGCAUUUGGCCAUUUUAAAGGAUCGCAUUGAGAAUUUGCGGGCAGAUCGUCAAAUGACCAACGAGCAGAACUACGAACAGUUGGUAACCUGCAUUAAGGAUCACAAGAUAAUAUUGGAAUGCUGCGACAUAAUGCGCCCAAUGAUAUCGGCGACUAUAUUCACACAGUUUAUGCUGAUUGGCAUGGUCCUCGGCUUGGCCAUAAUUAACAUCUUCUUUUUUUCAUCCUCCAUUUGGACGGCUGUGGCAAACAUUUCAUUCGUAUUUGCCUUGCUACUGGAAACUUUCCCGUUCUGCAUGAACUGUGAGCUCUUGAUCGACGAUUGCCAAGCCCUGACAGAUGCCAUUUUUCACUCCAACUGGAUGGAUGCAGACAGCCGAUACAAAUCGGCGCUUGUAUAUUUUCUUCACAGAGUGCAGCAGCCGAUUCAAUUUGUGGCCGGGGCCAUUUUCCCCAUAUCCAUGCAGAGCAACAUUGCAGUGGCCAAAUUUGCCUUUAGCAUCAUAACGAUUGUCAAUCAAAUGAACUUGGGCGAAAAGUUUCGUGAACAGCAUUAAUAUAGUCAAUCUAGAAUGUGGCUCCACAUCAGUUGCCAUCGAACGAGACUUGUUAAAACGAAUGUCAAAGUUAGUCUUACUCUGGAUUUUAAAAUAGAAACCAUAAUGAUUCUCACAGUCUCUUUUAUUCGAUUCGUUAAGUUCUGUAUUGUUUGCUGUUUGGAAUUUUACAGGUAAGUUUAAAUAAAACGAAGGUGCUUCGCCCCGGGAGAGUGUAUCAUUUCAUAUUCCUAACAC